AUGCGUUCCAAAAUUAGAAAUUAUGAAAAUGAUAAAACGUCUCAGAAUGAAAAUGAAUCAGAAGUAGUUAAAACUUUAUCUAUUUCAUAUAACUAUUCCGUUUCGUAUUUACAAACUCUGAUUGCGCAUAUUGUUGUUGAUAAUAAACCAUAUCCAGUGAGAGUAUUAUGUGAUUCAGACUCUCAGAAAAGUUAUAUUAAGAAUUCGAUUGCAAAAGAAUUUAACUUGAUACCACAGCGCAAGAGAUAUGCUGUAAAGGCCUUAGAAGUACCUAUUCCUCCUUUACCUGAAAACAGGACAAAAAUGCUCAAAACAUUUGAAGUGACAGGAAUCGAUCUCGCCGGCCCAGUUUUCUUGAAAAGGAAUUUAAAGGCUUGGAUAGUAAUUUUCACGUGUGCAGAUUUUAGAGCUGUUCAGCUUGAAUUAAACACUUCUUUGAGCACAAACGUUUUUAUAGAUGCAAUUAGGCGUUUUAUUUCACGAAGAGGUCGAGUUGGAGUCACGUAUUCAGACAAUGAUUCGAAUUUCGUAGGUUUAAAUAAAGCUAUGAAUCAAUUGGUUUGGGCUGAUAUCGAAAGGAAGUAUGUUUUAUUGAAAAUAAAAUGGAAAUUCAAUCCUCCCACAGCGUCAUGGUGGGGAGGAUUUUGGGAGAGGUUAAUAAGAAUUUUAAAGGAUCUAAAUUUGAGACACGCUUGUUUAAGAUAUGAAGAAUUUCUAAUCCUUUUGUGCAAAUGUGAAAGCCUAAUGAACAACAGACCUUUGACGUACCUGUCGGAGGAAGGUGAUGAUUUGUCACCGUUAAAACCUUCUAUGUUCCUACAAAACGUAAUUGACAGUAAUGUGUAUGAUUUAGAUGAAAUUAAUUCUAUGAGUAUUAUAGAAAGAUGGAAAACUUUACAACGAGUUAGAGAAGGACUUAGAAAUCGUUUUAAGAAGGCAUAUCUAGGCUUUCUCCGAAAUAUUGCAAAGGGAAAAAGAAGAAUAAUUAAAGUGAAUGACAUUGCUCUCAUCGGAAAUGAUAACAAGAAACACAUAGACUGGACGUUGGGUCGAGUACUUGAAUUGUUCCCAGGGAAAGAUAAUAUCACGCGUCUUGUGAAGCUAAAACCAUGCUCUGGAGUUGUACUUAGGCCAUUUCAACGCUUCUUCCCUUUCGAACUAAAUAAAAGUUCAGAUAAACUCCCUUUCAUGGGAAAUAAUGUA
This is a messenger RNA of Stegodyphus dumicola, 1203 nucleotides long. RefSeq lists its product as uncharacterized. The record is from RefSeq and is a predicted model, not a curated record. NCBI's taxonomy places the organism in Eukaryota, Metazoa, Arthropoda, Arachnida, Araneae, Eresidae.